AUGACUUCGCGCUGGGUACUUUUUACAUUAUUAUUAUGCCUGGCAGUUUUCGAAGGAUUACUAAUAACAAUGCUCUCUCACUGGCCCUCAGUGUUAGACACCUCGAAAACCAGAAUUCAAGAAGCUUUGUAUGUUAGUUCGCCCGUGGCGAGCUCCGCUUACCUAUUUCAGCCAAGACAACCGAGGAAACUUCUUUUGGUUGUGGCUGUACUCUCUCAUGCAGCGCGAAAAGCCAGACGGGACGCUAUCAGAGAGACGUGGUUUUCCGAUUGUAGACAAAGAACAGAUGACGUUUUCUGCGCUUUUUUUACGGAUCAAGCAGGUUUAGACAACGAAACGAGUAGCUCAGUUAGGAAGGAAAGCCAGGAAAAUAACGAUUUAGUUUUUCUUGAGGUAGAAGGUAAGUCUGGCGUGGUUGUUUCAAUGAGAUCCUAACAUAAAAAAUACAUACGUCACCUCUACUUAAACCUCACUAGUUACGCGGGAUCUUUUUAGUGGAGACAGCUGACAUUUCAGAGUACAGUCUCUCUAAGGACACCUUUGGGACUGGCACUAGCUGUCCGUCUUAGAGAGAUGUCCGUCUUAUAGCAAGUCAAAUAUAGGGAGCAAAGAAAGGCAGGGAUCAACUCUAGGUGUCCGUUUUACAGAGGUGUCCGUCUUAUAGAGGUGUCCGUCAAGAGAGAGUUGACUGUAAUACAACUAAUACAAAAAUUUAGUCAUAUGUAGUAAAGUCACAUAUACGCUCUUGAUAUAAUGCAGUUCUCUGUCUUCUCUACCUUGCUCUUUCUCACUGCAGAUAAUCUCGCCUUCGCUGAGCGGCUUCUUCAGGCCAUAGCGUGGUCUUUUCAAAGACUGAAGUUUGACUUUUUUCUACGAAUAGACGAUGAUCAUUUUCUUUGCCUGGAUCGUCUUCUGUACGAGUUGAACUACCGACCAAAACAAGCUCUAUACUGGGGAUUCGUCCACUGUAGGCCGAAAAUCGUCCGCGUAGACGAGGCGUGGCUUAUGUUGACUCGUGACUUGAUCGAGGAAAUCUUGGAGAAGAGAAACUCCACACUACUUUGCUCUCCGUACGGCGACCAAGCUGUUGCCAUUUGGAUGGGAAAUAGCUCUAAAAAUGUGACAUAUUUCAUGGACAAUCAUCGGAUAGUGCAUAAAAGUGCGGGCAAAGAUCAAAAGUUCUUUACGAAAGAUGUUUGUAUGAAAUACUUAAGCCUCCAUGGAACUUAUCCCAAGGCUAUGAGACAGUUGUGGUUGGUAGCAAGCGUGUUUCGUCAAAGGACCCCGGAAGCUAUCGCGUAUACUGUUAAUAAGAUAGAGCCAUUUGAUAAACUAUGUCCUCACUCUCCCCGGUUUGAUUACCGUGGGUUUAUACCCGAAUAUCAGUUUAAGCCUAAACCCUGCUAUGAAAAUCCCAAGUGGGCUUUGUCCAAAGAGAGACAUGUUGGACGAGAGGAAACUGGGGAGAGAUAUUCAUCGUACAGGAGAUAA
Porites lobata is the source of this 1491-nucleotide messenger RNA. NCBI's taxonomy places the organism in Eukaryota, Metazoa, Cnidaria, Anthozoa, Scleractinia, Poritidae. The record is from the annotation of a GenBank genome assembly.